CAUUAAUUAACCUUUUUGUUUGACCAUCUCUUCUUUGCUUCUUUUCCUUUCUCAAAAACAUAAUAAACAGAGGAGAACAAGCAGAAGAGGGGGGAUUAAUGUUCUUGAUCAAUAAAAAUAAAUAAAGAUGCUGAGGUUUUUCAUCCUUUUCUCCUUUUUCAUACACUCUUGUGUUGCGGCUCCCAAAACUCCUGCUGCUUCCGCUGCUGUUCCUGCCAAGAAAUGGCUCACCCUUAACGGACAAGAGCCUGCGGUUGUGGCCAGAGGUGGCUUUUCAGGACUUUUCCCCGAGUCAAGCGCCUCUGCAAAUGACUUGGCUAUCAGCACCAGCUCGCCUGGCCUUACAAUGUUGUGCAACCUUCAGAUGACUAAAGACGGUGUGGGCAUUUGCUUGUCUGAUAUCAGGCUUGACAAUGCAACCACCAUCUCCACGCUCUUCCCCAAAGCCCAAAAGACCUACACGGUCAAUGGCGAGGACCUUAAGGGCUGGUUUGCCCUUGACUACUCUGCCGACACCAUCUUCUCCAAUGUCUCAUUGGUCCAAAACAUCUUCUCUCGGCCUAGCAUCUUUGACGGCCAGAUGCCGGUUUCUGCUGUGGAAGACGUCCUUGGAACCAAGCCGCCCAAGUUCUGGUUGAGCGUUCAGUAUGACACCUUCUACAUGGAACACAAGCUGAGCGCAGCUGAGUACCUGAGAACCUUAGGAUUGCGCGGCAUUAGUGUCAUUUCAUCUCCGGAGAUCGGUUUUUUGAAGAGCAUUGGGAUGGAUGCAGGCAGGGCCAAGACAAAGCUCAUAUUUGAGUUCAAAGACCCUGAGGCAAUGGAGCCCACCACCAACAAGAAGUACAGCGAGAUUCUGCAGAACCUCGCAGCCAUCAAGGCCUUUGCUUCAGGCAUUGUUGUCCCUAAAGACUACAUUUGGCCCCUUGACACAGCUAAGUACCUAAAGCCCGCCUCCACCAUUGUGGCUGAUGCUCACAAAGCUGGUCUAGAGGUCUACGCUUCUGGAUUUGCCAAUGACAUGCAGACCAGCUUCAACUACAGCUAUGAUCCUUCCGCUGAGUAUCUCCAGUUUGUGGACAAUGGCCAGUUCUCUGUUGAUGGCGUCAUCACCGAUUUCCCGCCAACAGCAUCACAAGCCAUCUCUUGCUUUUCUCACCAAAAGGGAAAUCUCCCCAAAGCAGGGCAUGCGUUGGUCAUAACUCACAAUGGAGCAAGUGGAGAUUAUCCAGGCUGCACCGAUCUGGCUUAUCAAAAGGCAGUUGAUGAUGGAGCAGAUGUGAUCGACUGUUCUGUUCAGAUGUCCAAAGAUGGAAUGGCUUUCUGCCUUGACUCUGCAGACCUCACAGCAAACACCAAUGCCAUGACCACUUUCAUGUCUCGAGCCACCAGCGUUCCUGAGAUCCAGCCUACCAAUGCCAUUUUCUCUUUUGAUCUCACCUGGGCCGAGAUCCAGUCUCUAAAGCCUCAAAUCCAGAGUCCCUUCUCAGCUUCUGGGGGAUUCCAGAGAAACCCAGCAAACAAGAAUGCCGGGAAGUUCAUGACUCUCGCUGACUUCCUUGAGUUCGGCAAAGCAAAGGCAGUCACCGGAAACGCUGCUUAUUUAGCAUCAAAGAAAGGUUUAGGAAUCGUAGAUGCGGUCAAGUCCGCUGUCACUAAUUCGACAUUGGACAAGCAAUCAACCCAAAAGGUUUUGAUUCAGUCAGACGACAGUUCUGUUCUGUCCAGUUUUGAGGCUGUCCCUCCGUACACUAGAGUCUUGAGCAUUGGCAAGGAAAUCGGAGAUGCUCCCAAGCCAUCUGUUGAAGAAAUCAAGAAGCAUGCAGAUGCUGUCAAUCUCAAGAGAAGUUCCCUCGUCACCAUCUCCCAAAGCUUUGCCACAGGGAAGACCAACGUGGUGGAGGAAAUGCACAAGGGAAAUAUCUCUGUCUACGUCUCAGUGCUAAGAAACGAGUUCGUCUCCAUAGCGUUUGACUACUUCUCCGAUCCUACGAUAGAGCUUGCCACAUUCAUUGCAGGAAAUGGCGUUGAUGGAGUCAUCACAGAGUUCCCUGCCACUGCUACCAGAUACUUGAGGAGUCCAUGCUCGGAUUUGAACAAAAACCAGCCCUAUGCCAUCUUGCCUGCAGAGGCCGGCGCUCUACUUUCCGUGGCAGAAAAGGAAGCGCAACCACCAGCUAGUGCCCCGAACCCACCUCUUGACACCAAAGACGUGAUUGAUCCGCCUCUGCCUCCGGUUGCAAAGUUGGCCUCCACCAAUGCAACUGGAGAAGCUCCGCCACAUGGCCCUGCUCGUUCAGGCGCAGUUGCCACCGCUGCUAAUCUCGGCCUUUCUUUGUUGGCGAUGCUGGCCUUGGGACUACUCUGUAAUAUCUAAGAAAGAUUGAUCAACACUGUAUAACUUCAUAGGUUGUAUAAUAUGUUCGCCCUCUGCAUCUUCAAAACUAACACAAUUUGAGUUAUCUAUGUUUUAUUCAUGUUAACCAAAAUAUGCAUCAAACUCUGUUUUGUUGUUAUAGAUCAAACAUCAAAGCUCUAAAGAAACUUUGUUUGUUUGUCAUAGAGAAUGUUUGAUUUCGGUAGAGAUUUUGAAUCUUGAUAAUCGCUUAUAUUCUAUUUUAAAAACUUCUCCA
Thlaspi arvense is the source of this 2633-nucleotide messenger RNA. Lineage: Eukaryota; Viridiplantae; Streptophyta; Magnoliopsida; Brassicales; Brassicaceae. The record is from the annotation of a GenBank genome assembly.